AGUCUAAGCAAACCCCAGCAGGAAAGCAGGGGUACAGAGAGGAGCCCCCUUGGCACCGCCACCGCACCCUAGGCCACCCACCAUGGCGCUGGGCUUGGAGCAGGCGGAGGAGCAGCGGUUGUACCAGCAGACGCUCCUGCAAGACGGGCUCAAAGACAUGCUGGACCAUGGCAAGUUCCUCGACUGUGUGGUGCGGGCGGGCGAGCGCGAGUUCCCGUGCCAUCGCCUGGUGCUGGCCGCCUGCAGCCCCUACUUCCGGGCGCGCUUUCUAGCCGAGCCGGAGCGCGCGGGCGAGCUGCACCUGGAGGAGGUGUCCCCGGACGUGGUGGCCCAGGUGCUGCACUACCUGUACACAUCAGAGAUCGCGCUGGAUGAGGCGAGCGUGCAGGAUUUGUUCGCCGCGGCACACCGCUUCCAGAUCCCUUCCAUCUUCACCAUCUGCGUGUCCUUCCUGCAGAAGCGCCUGUGCCUCUCCAACUGCUUGGCCGUCUUCCGUCUCGGCCUCCUGCUCGACUGCGCGCGUCUCGCCGUGGCUGCCCGCGACUUCAUCUGCGCUCACUUCACGCUGGUGGCGCGCGACGCUGACUUCCUCGGACUCUCGGCCGACGAGCUCAUCGCCAUCAUCUCCAGCGACGGCCUUAACGUGGAGAAGGAGGAGGCAGUGUUCGAGGCGGUGAUGCGGUGGGCGGGUAGCGGCGACGCCGAGGCGCAGGCUGAGCGCCAGCGCGCGCUGCCCACCGUCUUCGAGAGCGUGCGCUGCCGCUUGCUGCCGCGCGCCUUUCUGGAAAGCCGCGUGGAGCGCCACCCUCUCGUGCGUGCCCAGCCCGAGUUGCUGCGCAAGGUGCAGAUGGUGAAGGAUGCACACGAGGGCCGCAUCACCACGCUGCGGAAGAAAAAGAAGGGGAAGGAUGGAGCCGGGGCCAAGGAGGCUGAUAAGGGCACAAGCAAAGCCAAAGCAGAGGAGGAUGAGGAGGCCGAACGUAUCCUUCCUGGGAUCCUCAAUGACACCCUGCGCUUCGGCAUGUUCCUGCAGGAUCUCAUCUUCAUGAUCAGUGAGGAGGGCGCUGUGGCCUACGAUCCAGCAGCCAACGAGUGCUACUGUGCUUCCCUCUCCAACCAGGUCCCCAAGAACCACGUCAGCCUGGUUACCAAGGAGAACCAGGUCUUCGUGGCUGGAGGCCUCUUCUACAACGAAGACAACAAAGAGGACCCCAUGAGCGCAUACUUCCUGCAGUUUGACCAUCUGGACUCAGAGUGGCUGGGGAUGCCACCGCUGCCCUCGCCCCGCUGCCUCUUUGGCCUGGGAGAAGCUCUCAACUCCAUCUACGUGGUCGGUGGCAGAGAGAUCAAGGACGGCGAGCGCUGCCUGGACUCGGUCAUGUGCUACGACAGGCUGUCAUUCAAAUGGGGUGAAUCGGACCCGCUGCCUUACGUGGUGUAUGGCCACACAGUGCUCUCCCACAUGGACCUUGUCUACGUAAUUGGCGGCAAAGGCAGUGACAGGAAGUGCCUGAACAAGAUGUGCGUCUAUGACCCCAAGAAGUUUGAGUGGAAGGAGCUGGCACCCAUGCAGACCGCCCGCUCACUCUUUGGGGCCACUGUCCAUGAUGGCCGCAUUAUCGUGGCAGCUGGGGUCACCGACACAGGGCUGACCAGUUCUGCCGAAGUGUACAGCAUCACAGACAACAAGUGGGCACCCUUCGAGGCCUUCCCACAGGAGCGUAGCUCACUCAGCCUGGUCAGCCUGGUGGGUACCCUCUAUGCCAUUGGUGGCUUUGCCACACUGGAGACGGAGUCUGGAGAGCUGGUUCCCACAGAGCUCAAUGACAUCUGGAGGUAUAACGAGGAGGAGAAGAAAUGGGAGGGUGUCCUGCGGGAGAUCGCCUAUGCAGCAGGUGCCACCUUCCUACCAGUGCGGCUCAAUGUGCUGUGCCUGACUAAGAUGUGACCAGCUCAGGCAGACUGAACUAAGCACCCCUCCCAUCCUGCGACCCUCACUGGCCUGGCCUUGUGGGGGCUCCAGAAAAGAGGCUAGGAGAGGCCAGAGUCUACCUGGAUCCAGUUAUGGUGCCUCAGGGGCUGCGUCAGCCAAGGAAAGGGAAGUGCUGCUUAGUCCUGGACUUUUGGGCAAGGGUGAGAAACUAGAGGCUUCUCCAGUGUUGCCAUAUCCCCCUAGGUUGUCUUGAUCCAUGAACCAGAACCACAGGGCGGUAUCCCAGGCCGUGUGCUGGCCCUGCCCCAGCCUAGCUGAGUGUGCUGGCAAAGUUCCCCACAGGACUCAGCCUUCUCGUCUGUCCGAUGGGAGCAUCCCCAUCAAGUGCAGUGUACAGUGCAGAUAUGUCUCCUUCUUUAGGAAGAAUAAAGUGCCUUCUGAGCAAGCAGCUCAGGGUCUGCAUCAGUGCUCCAAGAGUCAGUGAGCAGGUGUGUUGAAGACUUGGGGCUUCAGUGUUCUGCUGUUGGGCUGCCAAGGUCGAUGGUCUCUGCUCUCCAUCUGGUGUC
Messenger RNA from Homo sapiens (human), 2499 nucleotides. RefSeq names its product kelch like family member 40 (gene KLHL40). The transcript is spliced from 6 exons. Gene Ontology annotation, cellular component: A band; cytoplasm; I band. Gene Ontology annotation, biological process: skeletal muscle fiber development. The record is from RefSeq and is marked validated. The coding region runs from base 83 to 1948 and encodes 621 amino acids. Lineage: Eukaryota; Metazoa; Chordata; Mammalia; Primates; Hominidae.